Molecule: messenger RNA, 2664 nt
Organism: Petromyzon marinus (sea lamprey)
Lineage: Eukaryota; Metazoa; Chordata; Hyperoartia; Petromyzontiformes; Petromyzontidae
Source: RefSeq, a predicted model, not a curated record
CAGGUUGCUUCUGAAAAAGAGCAAAAUAGCUCAAUGGGCCUUACCUGGUAAAAUAAAAAAUAGUUUAUAUUUUUUUAGCACUAAAAAAUUGUCAUGUCAUCUCUUGACAUCGACCGAUCAUGCCCUACUCGGUGUACCGUGCUCCCAAGGUGCGAACCUGGAGUAAUGGGGCUUUCGUUUGUACAGCACCCAGGCUUCUGGCAUUCCCUGUCCUUGGAAGUUAGGAACCCGUAGUCAAUGGAGACGUUUUAAGUCCCGGCUGAACAACUACCUCCUGUAAUUGAAAAGUUAUUCUCUUUGUACUCCCCGGUUACUUCUCACUUAUUUUUUAUUAUUGUUAACUCACAAUUGGAUUUUGUUUAAAUACUGCAAUCAAAUUGUUUAAUUCGUGCAUUCGUAAGGCAUUUAACAUGCAGCGACAUUAAGAUGCAAUGUACAGGCAGGUCGUGUGGCGGUGGUGUUGUUAUCGUGUUGUUGUUGUUACAGGUCGUGUGGUGGUGUCGUUGCUGUUGUUAUCGUGUUGGGUUCAGAAGGAGAGAUGUAUACGCCGCUGCUGGUGGAGAUGUCUGUCCAUGUGAAGAGCAUUACAAUCCCGCUGGUUGCUAUCAUUUUGUAACGCGUUGAGGGAAUCAAUUAUAUUUAUAGUACGGCAGUUGCCAUCUUUUGCAGCUAAAAUAGAUGUUUUAUUAUAUAUGUAAAACGUCCAGCGUAACCGGUAUUAGUCAAAACAUCCCAAAAUGAAAAAAAAACCCUUUAAAAUUCUGAAUUGGGAUGACAUACAGGGACAGCAGCAGCAUCGCUCCCUCUACUACAACAACCUGACAGGAGCCUCCUGAAAAAGUAUCGAGUCUCAGUGUGAGGGCUUUCCCGGGUGAACGAGCAUAAUGACAAUCUAUGCAAAAAAAGCCGACGGAAGCGGAUAUCACAGUGCUACCUCUGAGAUCCCUUCUUGUUCUACAAGGUUUGUCGCAUGAUGGUCACAGCGUGAGUAGAAGUUAGCUAAGUGCAACCCAAAUUUAGCAUGAACAUUUUUUUGUGUAGUCAUCAGUGACCUGGGUGGAUGCCAUCAGCUUGCUGGACUUGAGAACCCAGUUUAAUAACAGAGGGUCGGCAGCUCUGGUGAGAUGUGAGUAGCGAGGAGUGUUAGUGCUGGUUAGAGUUGAUGAGCGGUGUGCGAGCGGUGAGUGGUAAUGGGUGUUAGUGCUGGUGAGCGGUGUGCGAUGAAGGGUAUAAGUGCCGGUGAGAGGUGGUGAGCAGUGUGUGAGUGGUGAAAUAUGUUAUCGCUGAUGAGUGCUUUGUCUCGUGAAGGGUGUUAGGGCUGGUGAGCGUUGUGCAUGGUGAGGAGCGUGCGUGGUGAGGAGCGUGGUGUGUGCGGCGAGGAGAGUGGCCUGCGGCCUUCGCCGAGGUCUCACACAUGCCUGCGUGCCCCCUCUCUCCGCCCCGUCCGCUCCAUGCCAAAGACGACUCGAGGCUCGGCUGGGCACCCGGCGUCCCCGGGCCCCUUCGGCGAGUCCUGCUCCGUACAGAGCGCUCGCUACACGGGGAGAGGCGGAGCCGCCUGGGCAAGAAGGGCGGCCGUGGCCGCGGCAAUGGCGGUGGUGGCCGCGGCCGCAAGGCCGACCAGUCGUGCCGGUUGCGUGUCGUGCAGGUCACCGUGAGGGAGCUGGGACUGGGCUACGACUCGGACGAGACGCUGCGCUUCAAGUACUGUGGCGGCAGCUGCCGCCAGGACCGCAACAUGUACCAGAUGGUGCUGGAGCACCUGCUCGACCUGAAGGGUGACCUGGUGGCAUCGCGGAGUAGCGCGCAGCCCUGCUGCCGGCCCGUGGGCUUCGAGGACGUGUCCUUCAUGGACUCGUCGCUGGAGUGGAAGACGCUGGAGAAUGUCUCCGCCAAUGGCUGCAGGUGCCUGCGCUGACGAAGCCCCACGCGGCGAACCAACGAACUGCCUUCGGGCGGACGAGCAAACGAGGGAGCUACCCCCCCGCCCCCGCUCCCCCCCGCUGUGGAGACGGAGCGAGGAGGACCGGCCUGACGGAAAGGGGACUCGUGCUGAGGCGCGCACACGCUGUACAUUUUGUGAAGACUCUUCCCCUAUUCGGUGUCGUCGUCGUCAUCGUGGUCUUGUGUGACACGCCAGCGUACAUUUAGCUCGGUGUAUAGUAUUAGCAGCGCUGUGUCCUCCACCUUCAUCUUCGACGCAGACCCCCAACGGGGGGCUCACCCGACGGGAGCGAGAGUUAAGUGUUCCAUUAAACAGCUGUAGGGGUUCAACCAGUGGGAUGUUCUAUUCGUACCCUGGUUGUAGAGGGCGGGGGGGGGGGGGAGGUUAUGUGCAGUCCAGGUGUAUUUUAGUGACAAUGUGCAGGUGAACAAAGUGUGGGGGAGGGGUACUGUAUGUGUGGGAUGCUGGGCGGAGGGUCGCGUGCCCCGAUUGGAUGACAGGAUAGGCUCCCUUCAUUAGCAAUUGACAGGUUCAUUUUGAACUGUAACAAUGGUUGAUGCAAUGCAUUUUUAAAUAUAAUUUUGUAACUGCAAAAAAUCUAUUUAAUACGUAUUUAUUUUAUUUAUGCAGGUAACUUAUACGUUGACUGACGCUGUGUAUUUUAUUUGUACCUGUAAACGGUUCUCAUUAAACCUCACGUGUUAAGAGUCUGGAGCGCA